AUGCAGGACGCCUUAGGUGCUAUAAAUGAACAUCGCCGUACUCCGAGAGAGAUUAAAGAUGCCGACGUUGCGGGUGAUGAUUUGGAGGUUGUGUCAUUUGUGUCUGUUGCUGGAACAAAGCAGGGAAAGGAAGUUGAUGCUCUUGACACUUCCACAAAUGCUCCAGCAUCAAAGUCUACUACGUCGGCAGAUGGCAAAUCACCGAAAGAAGUAAGACUUUGGGAAGUCUUCUUUGAGGAGUUGAAUCAUGAUCACAUGGAUAUUGCUUCCGUUGAUAUACCGGCAACAAUUACGUCUUCUCAGUCACAG
Messenger RNA from Racocetra fulgida, 309 nucleotides. The record is from the annotation of a GenBank genome assembly. Lineage: Eukaryota; Fungi; Glomeromycota; Glomeromycetes; Diversisporales; Gigasporaceae.